GCGCAUGCGCAGAACCAAAAUUCCCGACGUUGGCGGCCUACGAAAAAGGUCCUUCGGUGUGCUUCGACAAUUUAUAGUCGGUUUAGUGCAACAUGGCGCGGUAUUUGAGGCCACCAAACACUUCUCUUUUCAUCAGGAAUAUUUCUGAUGAAAGCAGAAAAUGUAAAGACAUACAGUUCUGGAGACCGUCCCUCCAAAGAGUAUUUAAGAGUAAAGGCCGAAGUAGAGUAGAUUGAAGCCAAAGAGCCCGUAAGGAUUCAGGCGCCAAGCGAUAGAGGGGAGAGAAAGAGAAAAGUUAAAGCUCGAAGAUUCAAAGAGGAGAAAAAGAGGGCACCUGUUCCAAACAGAGAGAGGAAAAGAGCAAAAGAUAAUGGGGCAAAGACAAGCAGGAAACCUCCCAAGGCCUUCUGGGAAGCGCUUAAAGAGAAUAAAGGUCAAGCUCAAGGUCAAGCAUGUUAAAGGUAACGAGUAUUAACUUUUGUAUCCUACCUUUGCUGUAGUCUGUGCAUUGUCCCUUUUUCCCCCCAAGUCAGUUUUCUGAUCUUACCUGUGUCAUGAGUUCUUCAGAAUUGAUCCAUGUUAAUUUCGUAAUUCUGCUUGCCAAACAAUUUCAUCAAUGAAGACCAAUUUAUGAACGCUUAAAAAUGAAAUUGCAGUUUGAUUCAGUAAUUACCCCUCCCCUGUUCAUUAUUAUUUCUCCAUAUUGAGCUCAUUUUGCUUUCUCUAUUAUAUUAACGAUGUUACGUUUUACUGCUAAAAUGAACAUGGUGUCCGCUGAGAUCCUGUCUAGUGAGCGUGAGUGUGUCCAUGUGAUUAGCCUGUGUGUCAGUGUGUUUAAAAUGGAAAGCCUUAACAGCAAUAGCACGUUCGAGGAUGUCCGCGACGCCGAAGAUGCUCUUCACAAUCUGGACCGGAAAUGGGUCUGUGGACGGCAGAUUGAGAUCCAGUUCGCCCAAGGAGACAGGAAAACCCCGAGUCAGAUGAGGUCCAAAGAAAGGCGUUCUCCUCGCAGCUUCUCCAGAUACGACGAUUAUGAGCGCGAUGGCCGUUACCGGCGCUCUCGGAGUCGCAGCUAUGACAGACGGCGCUCUCGCAGCCCAUCAUACGAGCGCAGACCUCGCCGCUCCGAUAGUCCCAGAGACUCCCGCUCUUAUGGCAGACACAGACGAAGCAGAAGCCGUGACAAUGACAGGUCAAGGCACGGACGAGAUCACGGUCGAGGGCACCGCGGCGCUCCCUCUCGCAGCCGCUCGGGUUCGCGCUCCCCCUCCCCUGACGCCAGGAUCAAGAUGAAAAGCAGGAAGUCCCGUUCCGGGUCACGCUCACCCCGUCCAGCUGCAGGAGAGGACGCACCACAGUCCAGCGGUGCACGAGAGGACGAGGACACCCGCGCCAGAUCAGCUUCUCGCUCCUGCUCUCGCUCAGUCUCACGCUCCCGUUCGCGCUCUCGCUCCAGAUCCUGGGCCGGACGCAAAUCCGGAGGCCAUUAGGACUCUCAGUGUGAGGACCAGAGUUGUUUAAUACUUGUAACUCAUGCAGCUCUCUGGCAAACUGUAAAACCGAUCAUGUAAAGGCCAUUUUGUUUUGGUUAGUUUACGUUUUUGCAGGUUUGCUUGGGAAAAUGUGAUUCUUGUCUCCUGUUCAGAAGUAGGUUUCAGGAUCAGUGGAUGUUUGUUUGAUAAACACAGACCUGCAUUAUUAUUACUGAUUAUUAUUCAGAUGUGAUUCAGUGUUUUUUAUAGCUCAUGGUUUUGUCCCUCAGUUUGUUCAGUUUGGUGAUUUUGCUAAACAAAGGCUGGUGUUUAACUCAUCACCAAGAAGUGUAUAGUCUCAGCACAUGCCUUUGAUCAAAAAUACAGGUUUAUAUUGAAUUUAUUCUUGUAUUUUGUUUAGGCGUAUAGUUAGAAAAGGAAGCAUUGUAGAGAGUGCAGUAUUUCAGUGUUUAUUUUCUGUAUCUGAUCCGAAUGUUUUUGGUUUGUACAAAUCUAUUUUAAUCUUGCGUAGCUAACAUGGACAUCCAGCCAUUGUCCCCUCAGAUAUCUCUUAGUCGUCUUGUAGAAUCUCAGUUGUCUUCCAGGAGAGGAAACAUUGAGCUUUUUCCCCCCCCUUUUUUAAAAAAGUUGUUUGAUAAAUGUAUUCUUUGAUUUUGUUAUCCUGUCAUGUUGCUGAACCUACGGCAAUGUUUUACUCUUUUCAUGCUGGAGAUGGAUCAGAGGGGAGAUAGAGAGCUCCUGUGUGUGAAUAAAAAUGUACACUUUGUUGUUUAAAA
Messenger RNA from Pangasianodon hypophthalmus (striped catfish), 2269 nucleotides. RefSeq names its product serine and arginine rich splicing factor 10a (gene srsf10a). The record is from RefSeq and is a predicted model, not a curated record. Gene Ontology annotation, molecular function: RNA binding. The transcript has 5 exons. Bases 738 to 1490 code for a protein of 250 amino acids. NCBI's taxonomy places the organism in Eukaryota, Metazoa, Chordata, Actinopteri, Siluriformes, Pangasiidae.